AUGGCGGGGCGCGGCCGCGCAGUGGUGCGCCUGGCGGUGCUGCAGCAGCUGCGGGCCGCGUAUGGGAUCAAGGUGAAGAGUGGGAGCUGCCGAGGGGCGGCGGGGAAGCAGCCUGGAGCGGCGGCUGUAGAGGGCAAAGUCUUUGGAAUAUCGCUUCAUUCAUUACCUCAGUCAGUUGUACCAGAGUACGGAAGUAUUCCAAGCUUUCUUGUUGUUGCUUGCAAAUAUUUAGAAGAACAUGUUCACACUGAAGGACUCUUCAGGAAAUCUGGAUCUUUUGUCCGUUUAAAAACAUUAAAGAGUCAACUGGAUCAAGGUGAAAACUGUCUACCUGCAGCACUGCCAUGUGACGUUGCAGGGCUUCUUAAACAGUUCUUUAGAGAGUUACCAGAGCCGAUCCUUCCAACUGAUCUGCAGGAAGCUCUUUUCAAGGCUCAGCACCUAGAAAAUGAGGAGAAGAACACUGCCACAGUGCUGCUUUCCUGUCUUGUGUCUGACAGAACAAUAGAUACUUUGCGAUACUUUUUCAACUUUCUCAGAAAUGUGUCCCUAAGAUCCAAUGAGAACAAAAUGGAUAGCAGUAAUCUGGCAGUGAUUUUUGCUCCAAACCUCUUGCACUCAAGUGAUAAUGAAAAGAUGUCUGUUAACACAGAAAAAAAGCUUCGUUUGCAGGCUGCUGUUGUGCAAACACUUAUUGAUCAUGCAGCAGAUAUUGGACGUGUACCGGAAUUUAUCCUGGAAAAAAUACCUGCUAUGUUAGGUAUUGAUGCUCUUGAUUCUACUCCUUCACUGAAAGGCUAUGAAGAAAGUGAAUCUCCUAGUCAGUGUAAGAGAAGAAGACGACGAAGUGUUGGGGAUAUUGUUAGUGGAGCAUUGAAUAAACUUAAAUCUAACAGAACACCCUCCACUACACCUCAGCGAGACAGAAAUGUGACUCCAUUGAUUCGUACUCCAAGCACCAAGCGUAAACUUCCAACUGAUUCUUCUCAAGGCUUCUCUAGCAAGAAAAGGCGGUCCCUGAAGCAUAAUUUUGCUUUUGAAUUGCUCUCAAGUAGCCUUUUUAGCAGCGCCUCAACACCAGCAUCAGCUCAAUUUGAAGCAAGCCCUCAUAUCUCUCUCGAGUCAUCUCAGAGUUCACUGUCUCCCUCAGUCAGUAGUGAAAAGCAUCUAUCUAGUACAGGAAAUCGAAGAAGUAAAAGAAUUGCAAGCAAAAAAAUUUACAGGGUUGAAUCAGGAAAAACUGGUUGCUUCUCUCCAAAGAUUAGCCGAAAAGAAAUGGUUCGCAGGUCAUUACGUCUGAAAUUUAGUCUGGGAAAAAGCAGCAAAGAUGUAAAUGUUUUAACUGGAUGUCCAGUUGGUAAAGGAUCUGAAAAUAUUGGUCGGCGACUUGCAAGUCAACAAGACUUGGAAAACAGAGUUGAAUCUGUAAAGACAGAUAUACUUUUCAGCACACACGUCAGUGAAAAAUUCUCAAAGAAAGGUUCACAAAUAAUGAGCAAGUCGGAGGAGAACUUGCUAACUCCAAAAUGUGAUAAAGCAAAUUACCGAAUGUCUUGGAAUGGACCCAGUAUUACAGAUUCUCAUGGCACCAGCAACAAUGAGGCAAGUAUGAUGGGAUAUCUUGAAACAGAAGGCUGUUUUUCAGAACCUGUUCUUAUAGUUGGAAAGCCACCUGCCAUUCCAGAUGACUUAAGGUCCACUACUGCAAAUCAUAAGCAAGAUAAUAGUCUAAGGGAGUACUCGCUUUGUGUGGAUGAGAAUAACUUGACUACAGAAACAUUAUUGAAAAUUAAAAAAGCAUUUUCUGAAUCUGGAAGCAAUCUUCAAAAUUUAAUAGGUGAUGCAAAGUCUUCUGUAUCAGAUUUCAGAGAAGAAAAGUUAACUGAAACUCCCUGUCUCUCAGGGGUUAGUCCAGAGAAGGACCUUGUUGAAACUCCAGCUGAAAGUCUGGCAGCUGAAAAAUCCAAGGAUCAGUUUAACCAGUUUGCUAAUAAAUCUAAUAUCACUGACAAAUAUCAAUCAAGUAAAGAUGAAAUCAAGGUUGUGGAGGAAAACUGCUUCCAAAAUCCUAUUGAGAUUGAACUUCAGACACAGAAGUUGGGCAUGGAAAAUGCACCAGAAUUUAGUAUGCCUCAGGUAAUGUCCAGAGAGGACAGAUUAACUUUUCAGAACAGUUAUUCAAAAGAUAAUUUAAAGAAGAUAGAUUCCCUCAGAAGAAAAGAGGGUGAGGAACUGGAACAGUCAGAAAGAGUUGCUGAAGAUUACGAGCUGAAGUCCCGUAAUUCAGAAAAAGAUAAUACUGAGCCUGUUGCUGCUGGGGAUCUCCCUGUCUCGCAGUUGUUGGAGUCUAGAAACAGACCUGGCAAACUGUACUUGCAGACUGGAGGAUAUGAUAAUACUGUACCUAAAACUUUACCAGUUUCUGACCAUGGAAAGGUUUCUGACCACGUACACUGGUUCAACAAACUUUCAUUAAACGAUCCAUGUUCCGCAAGCAAAACUAAACCACCUCUUAAGUUUCAACGUACUCCUGUCCGCCAGUCUGUAAGAAGGAUAAACUCCCUUUUAGACUCUAACAGACAAUCUGUAAGCUAUAAGUUGGCAAAACCUGGUGAUGUUUGUUCUCCUCUUGUUAAAUCAGUAAGCUAUGAUACUGCACUAUCCUCCUGUACAGAAAAGUUCUCAAAGAAUUCCACAGUUUCAUUGCUCUAUUGUGAAACUACACACACACAAGUUUCUAAAUCAUCUGAACUAGACUUAGCAUCCAAAUCUUCAAAAUCGAUAAAUCCGCUAGAACAGGCUGAUGCUUCUGGGAAAACAGUUAGAAUCUGCAAACAGAAAGUAACUAUUGGUAACCCAUCAAAAUCUGUUCUAGAAGAUCUAACCAAUCAUGAAGCACCAAAAGCUGCUGUAAAAAUGAACUCAAGUAUAAACAUUCCGAUUGCUACACCAGAUAAAAGUACCCUCAGGAAAAGUGCUACAGGAAAAGAAAAAGCUCGAUACAGGGGAUCUCCAAAGAAUCCAAUAUCAAAAGCAAAACUCCUGCCAACUGCUAAACCUGUAGACUUAUAA
Molecule: messenger RNA, 3072 nt
Organism: Emys orbicularis (European pond turtle)
Lineage: Eukaryota; Metazoa; Chordata; Testudines; Emydidae
Gene: ARHGAP11A
Product: Rho GTPase activating protein 11A
Exons: 12
Coding region: 1-3072 (1023 amino acids)
Biological process (GO): signal transduction
Source: RefSeq, a predicted model, not a curated record